CUUCCGGUGCGCCGCGAGGGCCGCCGGGACGGGUCUCCCUGGCGAUAGGUGGUGUGCAGUCGCCACUUCUGCCGAGGCCAUUAGUGCCCCGGGGCUGCGGAGUUCGUGUCCUUGCUGUCUUCUUCGGGCUCUCCGGGGCCUGAACCCCGGGGCCCUCGACUGGCUUCGGCGCGGACCUGCGGUCCUCCUCUCGCCCUUCACGACCCCGCAGCACGACUCCGAGGGGCAGCUAAGGCUGUGGCGACUCCGCGCCGUGUGCCGCCGGGCGGGGCCGCGGGGCCGGGGCUCCUCCAGCCCCCGGGAUGCGUGCGCUAGCUCUCGCCUCCACUUCUUUUCUGCCGCUGUCACGACUGGAGCCGCCUCUCGCCCACCGCGGGGAGCGCGAGUGCACAGGCCAGCACCCUCGUGGAGCCCCGCGGCCGGGUUCCUCCGGGAAUGUGAGCCGCGCUGCUCGCACGAUCCCCAGGCCAUGGAUGCAUCUUAUGAUGGUACUGAGGUAACUGUCCUGAUGGAGGAAAUUGAGGAAGCUUACUGUUAUACUUCCUCUGGGCCACCUAAGAAGAAGAAAAAGUACAAAAUACAUGGAGAAAAGGCCAAGAAACCCAGGUCUGCAUACCUCCUGUACUACUAUGACAUCUACUUGAAAGUGCAGCAGGAGCUCCCCCACCUCCCACAGUCUGAGAUUAACAAGAAGAUCAGUGAGAGUUGGAGGCUUCUCAGUGUGGCGGAGAAGAGUUACUACCUGGAGAAAGCUAAAUUAGAGAAAGAAGGUUUGGAUCCUAACUCUAAACUUUCUGCACUGACUGCUGUGGUUCCGGACAUCCCAGGUUUCCGAAAGAUCCUCCCCCGCUCAGAUUACAUCAUCAUUCCCAAGAACACCCUGCAGGAGGACCGGAACUGCUCUCAGCUAGAGCUAUGUGUGACUCAGAACCAGAUGUCCCCCAAAGGACCUACUCUUGUAUCGAACACUGUCCCAGAUACGGUAGCCAGCCAUGCAGGCAUGGCAGAGCAGUGCCUGGCUGUGGAGGCGCUGGCUGAGGAGGUAGGAGCCCUUUCUCAGCCGGGUGCCGUACAGGAGAUUGCCACCUCAGAGAUCCUUAGCCAAGAUGUGCUCCUGGAGGAAGCAUCCUUGGAGGUAGGGGAGAGCCACCAACCUUACCAGACAAGCCUGGUAAUUGAAGAGACCUUAGUAAAUGGCUCACCAGACCUCCCUACUGGAAGCCUGGCUGUACCCCACUCUCAGGUUGGGGAGAGCGUGUCAGUGGUAACAGUCAUGAGGGACUCCAGUGAGAAUAGCUCUUCUACACCAGCCACUCAGUUCAUCAUGCUGCCUCUGCCUGCUUACUCAGUUGUGGAAAACCCCUCCUCCAUCAAACUGACUACUACAUACACCCGUCGGGGCCAUGGGACAUGCACAAGCCCAGGUUGCUCCUUUACAUAUGUCACCAGGCACAAACCACCAAAGUGCCCUACUUGUGGUAACUUCCUAGGAGGAAAGUGGAUCCCAAAGGAAAAGCCAGCCAAAGUCAAAGUGGAAUUGGCUUCAGGUGUUUCAUCCAAAGGUUCUGUGGUUAAAAGAAAUCAACAGCCUGUCGCCACUGAGCAAGAUUCCUCUAAGGAAAUUGCCUCAAAACUGACUCUGGAAAAUUCAGAAGCUGUAAGCCAUCUCUUAAAUGUAGCUCCUCCAAGAGAAGUAGGUGAGGAGAAUGAAUGGGAGGAAGUGACUGUCUCCGAUGCUCAUGUUUUGGUCAAGGAAGCUCCUGGCAAUCAUGGUACAGCAGUCUCUAAGACGCCGGUGGUCAAGAGCGGUGUACAGACUGAGAUCACCCUGGGGACAACUGAGACUGACAGUCCUGGGCCAGACAUACCACCAACACCAGAGGGGACCAGCAUCUCCAAUGUAUUCCCUGCUCAUAAAAAACCACUUCCAGGAUUUGACCUGCUCACCACUGGACCCAAAGCACCAGAGCCUAAAGGAAGAGCACGAGGCAAGCCCUCAUUACUGGCUGCAGCAAGACCCAUGAGAGCAAUAUUGCCAGCUCCAGCAAAUGUGGGGCGGGGAAGCAGCAUGGGACUGCCCAGGGCCAGGCAGGCCUUUCCCCUAGAUAAGACUCCCUCUGUGAGGACUUGUGGCCUGAAGCCAAGCACAUUGAAACAGCUGGGCCAGCCAAUCCAACAGCCGUCUAGCUCUGGUGAAGUGAAGCUAUCAAGUUGCCCAGACAACAGGAUGCCUCAGGUAAAAGUUGUAGAGGUCAAGCCUGAUAUGUUUCCUCCAUAUAAAUACAGCUGUACUGUCACCUUGGAUUUGGGCCUGGCUACAUCAAGAGGACGGGGAAAGUGCAAAAAUCCCUCUUGUAGCUAUGUCUACACCAACCGCCACAAACCUCGGAUUUGUCCCAGCUGUGGUUUUAACCUUGCCAAAGACAGGACAGAGAAAACCACAAAGGCUAUCGAAGCCAGCUCACCACUCCCAGAUGUACUGAGCACCACAGAACCCCUGAGCUCAGCCCAGCGGGAGAUCCAGCGUCAGUCCACACUGCAGCUGCUGCGUAAAGUCCUGCAGAUUCCUGAGAACGAGUCAGAGCUGGCUGAGGUCUUCACUUUGAUUCACGAACUCAACAGCUCUCGACUUAUCCUGUCCAACGUGAGUGAGGAGACAGUCACCAUUGAACAGACUUCUUGGUCAAAUUAUUAUGAGUCUCCAUCCACGCAGUGCCUUCUUUGUAGCAGCCCAUUGUUCAAAGGGGGGCCAAACUCCCUGGCCGGGCCCCAGGAGUGCUGGCUACUGACAGCCAACCGGCUGCAGGUGGUGACUGCCCAGGUGAAGAUUUGCCUGAACCCUCAUUGUUUAGCCCUACACAGCUUCAUGGACAUCUACACAGGUCUCUUUAAUGUGGGGAAUAAGUUGCUAGUAAGCCUGGAUUUACUCUUUGCAAUCCGAAAUCAGAUUAAGCUGGGAGAGGACCCCAGAGUGUCCAUUAGUGUUGUGCUGAAGUCUGUCCAGGAACAAACAGAGAAGACUCUGACCUCAGAGGAGCUGAGCCAGCUACAGGAGCUGUUAUGCAAUGGCUAUUGGGCUUUUGAAUGCCUCACUGUGCGUGACUACAAUGAUAUGAUCUGUGGGAUUUGUGGUGUGGCCCCCAAAGUGGAAAUGGCUCAAAGGAAUGAAGAGAAUGUGCUGGCACUGAAGAAUGUGGAGUUUACCUGGCCUGAAUUCUUGGGCUCCAGUGAGGUGAAUGUGGAGGACUUUUGGGCCACAAUGGAGACAGAAGUGAUUGAGCAGGUGGCAUUCCCUGCCAGCAUCCCCAUCACCAAGUUUGAUGCCUCUGUUAUUGCCCCCUUCUUUCCACCACUCAUGAGAGGAGCUGUGGUCGUCAACACUGAGAAAGACAAAAACCUGGAUGUGCAGCCAGUACCUGGCAAUGGCAGUGCCUUGGUGAGGUUGCUGCAGGAAGGCACCUGCAAGCUUGAGGAACUUGGCUCCUAUGGUGGGGAGGAACUUCGACACCUACUGGAGCAAUGUGGCAUCCCCUUUGGGCCAGAAGACUCCAGGGAUCAGCUCUGCUUCUCCUUAUUGGCCCUCUAUGAAUCUGUACAGAAUGGAGCCAGAGCUAGACAGCCCCCACCCCAUCUCACAGGGGGUAAAGUCUACAAGGUGUGCCCCCAUCAGGUGGUCUGCGGCUCUAAAUACCUUGUUCGAGGCGAGAGUGCCCGUGAUCAUGUGGAUCUGCUUGCCUCCUCCCGCCACUGGCCGCCUGUGUAUGUGGUAGAUAUAGCCACACCAGUGGCCCUGUGUGCUGACCUCUGCUACCCAGAACUGACUAGCCAGAUGUGGGGGAAGAACCAGGGCUGUUUCUCUAGCCCUAUAGAGCCAGUUGUGAGUGUGUCCUGCCCUGAACUCUUGGACCAGCAUUAUUCUGUGGAUAUGACAGAGGCUGAACACUCUGUCCAGCACCCAGUCACCAAGACCGCCACACGGCGUAUUGUCCAUGCAGGCACACAGCCCAAUCCCAAUGACCUCAGUGCUGGCCACCAUUCCUUGUCCCUGUGCCCUGAGUUGGCACCCUACGCAACCAUCCUGGCCUCCUUCUCGGACAGUAAACCCAACAGUGUCCGCCAGAAGCCCAUUGCCUUUGACAAUGCCACCCACUAUUACCUCUACAAUCGCCUCAUGGACUUCCUCACCAGCCGGGAGAUUGUCAACCGGCAGAUCCAUGACAUCGUGCAGAGCUGCCAGCCUGGCGAAGUGGUCAUUCGUGAUACCCUCUACCGCCUUGGGGUUGCUCAGAUUAAGACAGAGACAGAGGAGGAUAGGGAGGAAGAGGGUGUAGCCUCAGUGGUAGAAUAAGCCAGGCCGUUAUACAGGGCCUGCACCAUCUCUCAAGCCAUAAUAUGGCCCUUGCCCAAGGCAGACCUAUCCAGGGACUUAGAGAAGCAGUCCCCUGUGGGGAGGGCCUUGGAUUGUUGGAACUGACCAAAGAGCUUCCAUUUCCUGACCACUGUGGGGGCCUCAACCUCCAGAACUUGGGAGAGGUGCCAGGAUACCUCUGCUGACCCUGAGAGAGCAUGUGGGAGACUAUGCUUAAGGAGAGGAGGAUGAGGGAAAGGCUGGGAGCUGGUUCCCUGGGCCUACUGUGGCAACCUGGGGUGGCUAAGGUAGGAACAAGAGUCCCUGUGUCAGGUGGGGAAGCUGUUGAGGCUCCCACAAGGAGAAACUGGUUCCAGCCCUAUAAUCACAUGGGCUGCUUUGCCUGUUGCCUUUGACCAGGGGCCUUGGCCUCAUUUGCUGCCAGGGUCCCUUUGGCCUCUUCAUUCUCCCCAAAGGAGGGAUGCAUUUUUCUCCAACUCUUUCUGCACCCACAACUAGGGGAAGCUGAGGAGGGAGGAACCAGUCAGUUACAGCUCUGUAUGGCACUGUCCUCUGCCCUGAGCUUUGGGGAAGAGAAUCCCCUUCCUCCUUUCUCUACCACUACUGCUGUACUCUACAUCCUUUGGGCCUUAGGACCGUCACCACAGAGGGGAUGUGGCCCAUGGUUGUGACACAACCUGGCAGCAGUAGGAAAACUCCCUUCUGUGAAGGGGAAGCAGACAGGGCCAUAAGGAAACAGCAGGACUGGCUCAAGUGCCCAUGGUCUGCUCAGGGCCCAGGAAUUGGCCGAGUGUUAUUUAAUUUAUUGAGAGGGGUGGAGUACUGGCUUCCCCCACCCCCUUUCUUCCAACAAGAAUGAAAUUUACUAAAUUAUCUGGUUUUGAUGAA
Messenger RNA from Nannospalax galili (Upper Galilee mountains blind mole rat), 5257 nucleotides. RefSeq names its product HMG-box containing 3 (gene Hmgxb3). The transcript is spliced from 20 exons. The record is from RefSeq and is a predicted model, not a curated record. Lineage: Eukaryota; Metazoa; Chordata; Mammalia; Rodentia; Spalacidae. The coding region runs from base 470 to 4348 and encodes 1292 amino acids.